CACUAUUGAGACACUUGAGAGCUGUGCUCCGGCUCAAGCUUCCUGCUCCCUCGAGACAGGAACCAAACUUCUCUCCCGUCUCUCUCUCUUUUUCUCUUUCAAGUAUUCCUCCCCCCCCAAAACAUGGCUUGAAUCUACUUCAUUUUUACAUCCCCCUCAUUAUCAUUACCUCCCCGGUAUAGGUACGGCUUCCGUUAGUUAGUUAGUCCCUUUGUCCUCCGAUCCCUCUCGACAUUACAACAAACACUGCUGGCCUUCCGGCAGACACCGCUUUUCCUGUUCCAUUAUCUCUAGAACUUUAUCCUCCCUUAUAUAGUUGACCUGCAAGUCCCUUCGUAACGCCUCGUCGCCAACAACUGAUUCUCAUCAUGGAUACCUCCGAAGUUCGACAACGAAAGCAUGACCCUCAACUGAGUCACACAGCCGCCUCGAAGAAGCAGCCUUCCGACAGUCAGGAUGAGGAACCCCGUUUGAAGCAUGGCAUUGCGAUGCAGCUUCUCCGCUCUUUGCUCCUGGCCACAUGGUUCAACUGCUGCUGCAUCGCCAUCCUAGCGACCCAGGUCAUCGGCUCCCCUCUAUACGUGAUAAACAAGGAUUGGUAUUAUUCCUAUAUGGCAUACACAAAGCAGUCCUUUGGCUUGGUCAUCACGGCUCUAACUCAAUGGGGCUGUCCUACCUUUGUGCGAGUCAGCGGUGACAAGAGUGUACGGGGCCAGGUCCACGUCGCAGAGGAUGGGCGCUUAAAGACUCAAUUCCCAGAGCGAUUGGUCCUCAUAGCCAACCACCAGGUGUAUACUGAUUGGAUCUAUCUGUGGUGGGUAGCAUACACGAAUACGAUGCACGGCCGCAUCUUCAUCAUCCUUAAGGAAUCCUUGAAGUACAUUCCUAUUAUCGGCCAGGGUAUGACCUUUUACGGCUUUAUUUUCAUGGCUCGCAAAUGGUUGUCCGACAAGCCCCGUCUGCAGCAUCGAUUGGAGAAGCUGAAGACUCAGCAUACGGGAUCGCAGUCAGGGUCCCCGCAAUAUGACCCCAUGUGGCUUCUGAUCUUUCCUGAAGGGACGAACCUAUCUAUCAACACCAGGCGGCGGAGUGCAGAGUAUGCCGCAAAGCAGGGACUGUCCCCCUUGAAGCAUGAGCUUAUUCCCCGCUCCACUGGUUUAUUCUUCUGUCUACAGCAGUUGCGCGGGACGGUGGAGUGGGUCUAUGACUGCACGGUAGCCUACGAAGGACCUCCAAGAGGUAGUCUACCUGACAAGUAUUUUACCCUUCGGUCAACGUAUCUGCAGGGGCGACCGCCCACUUCGGUCAAUAUGCAUUGGAGACGUUUUGCCGUGUCCGAGAUCCCUCUGGACGAUCAGCAUGAAUUUGACUCGUGGCUUCGCGAGCGUUGGACCGAGAAGGACCAGUUGCUCGAGGAGUACUACGAGACAGGGAGGUUCCCGUCCGAGCUGGCUGGGUCUAUCGAGGUUGGGCAUGGAUUCGAGGAACGGAAGGCUGCCGCGGCUGCAGGGUAUGCUGAAGCACAUGUGCGGUUGGGACACUGGGCCGAGGCUUUGUCCUCUGAUCGCUACAGUUUCAGGAGCGCGCUUCUUGCUAUGCCCGCACACGCCAUGGCGUCCCUUCAGAAUGGCCACGCCAAUGGCACGAAUGGCGAUUCUCUUUCAGCGGCCAACCCGUUGCCCAAUCUCCGUUUUUCUGACAUUCCCUCCGCCAUCGACAUUCCCGCGUCCACCCUCGACAGUGAAGUCGAGGUCAGCCUAGAGAUUCUUCCAGAUGACCCAACCGAGCUCUGCACAUUGUUGGAGAACGAAAAGGCCGCUAAGAACUUUUGGGUCACGAUCGCGCUGGCAUACGCCAAGCAGAAGCAACUCGAUCAUGCCAUCGACAUCUUAAACAAAGGUCUCGCGUCGGUCGCUCAUGGAGCCACGAAAGAGAAACUCGGCCUGCUGGGAUGGGUUUGCUGGCUGUUGAUGUUGAAGAGUCGGAAUGCCCCCCGCGUUGCACCCGAGGGAGAAUUGUACACCGAGGCGAAGACGAAGGACCAUUAUCUCCAACUUGCGACGUCGACUCUGAACGAGGCUUCACGACUGAAUCCGGCGUUCCCCCCUCUGUUCCUGGCGCGAGGUGUCCUGUCGCUGCUGCGCGCCUCGCUACAUCCACCCCGUCCUGUUCGCCCGGGCACCGUUGACACAUCCGAGAGGGUAGAAUCGCUGCGGCAGGCGCUCAAGUGCUUCGAUGAGUCGUCCAAGGCUUUUGGUGGUCGGAAUGUUAUGGCCAUCCUUGGGCGCGCGAGAACGCAAUACUUGCUCGGCCGAUACGCCGAGGCCCUGGAAGGCUACCAGAAGGUUCUGAUGAAGAUGCCCAGUUUGACAGAUCCCGACCCGCGGAUUGGUAUCGGCAGUUGCUUGUGGCAGUUGGGCUUCAAAGAGCAGGCCAAGGUUGCUUGGGAGCGAGCUCUGGCGUUGAACCCUGACUCCAAGGUCGCCAAUAUUCUCCUCGCAGUAUACUAUCUUUACGACAGUUCACGACAUGCAACGACAGACCCGGCCUUCGGUUCAUUGUACAAGGUAGCAAUGACUCAGUACACGCAGAAGGCGUUCAAAUUGGACAAGGAAUACCCCAUGACUUGUUCUCUGUUUGGCGGGUACUUCCUCCUCCGGAAGGCUUACUCCACCGUCGAGACCCUGGCCCGGAAGGCCAUCGAACACACCGAUGUCAUGCAGAUUGCCAGCGACGGCUGGUAUCUCCUCGGUCGGAAGUCCCACUAUGAAGGCGACCUGACGCGUGCUGCGGAGUAUUACAACCGCUCCGACCAGGCUCGUGGCGGUGGUGAGAAGGGAUACCUCCCGGCCAAGUUCGGCACGGUACAGAUGCAAGUGUCCAACAAGGACUUCGACGGAGCCAAAUUCCGCCUCGAAAAGAUUAUCCAGCAGACGAAGAAUGCCGAAUGCAUGGUCCUGCUCGGCGCGCUUCAUGCGGAGGAGGUCUUCGCGGCGCAGAGAAGCGGCAGCAAGGAAGACAAGUCGGCUGAGAUCAAGAAGGCCAUCAACCUUCUGGAAUCGGUUCGCGCCCUCUGGAAGGACGAGACCAAGAAGAUCUCGCCCGACGAGUCCGUCUUGGUGUACCUGGCCCGGCUGUACGAGCAGAGCGCUCCCGAGAAGAGCAUGCAGUGUCUCACCCAGCUGGAAGAGAUGCAACUGGCAGAGGUCGCAGAGGAGGAGCGCCCCGAAGGCGUCGAAGAUGAAGAGCAGGUCAAGGCAGCUCUCCGCGUCCACCUUCCCCCGCAACUCCUCAACAACAUGGGAUGCUUCCUGUAUCAAGCUGAGAAGAUCGAACGAGCCCGGACCAUGUUCCAAGCAGCGCUGGAUGCCUGCGUCCGGUCCAAGGAGAAGGAAAGCGAGCUCGACACCGACGCGCUCGUCACCACCAUCAGCUUCAACCUGGGCCGGACCUACGAGGCAGCCGACAUGCCGGAAGAAGCCAAGAAGGUGUACCAGGGUCUCCUCGAGCGUCACGCUGACUACACCGAAGCCAAUGCACGCUUGACGUACAUCGCCCUGCGCCAGAGCCCCACAGACGAGGGCCCGAAGAAGAUGGCCAAGCUCUACGAAGCCGACUCGACCAACCUGGAAGUGCGCGCCCUGUUCGGCUGGUACCUCAGCAAGUCCAAGAAGCGGGCAGCCAACCUGGCCGAGGACCACGAACAGCGCCACUACAAACACACCCUGCAAUACUACGACAAGCACGACCGGUACUCCCUGACGGGCAUGGGCAACAUCCACCUGUCUACAGCGCGCGAUAUGCGCCGCGACAGCGACCAGGAUAAAGAAAAGCGGCGCAAGAUGUAUGAGCGAGCCGUCGAGUUCUUCGACAAGGCCCUCCAACUGGACCCUCGCAACGCAUACGCCGCCCAAGGUAUCGCCAUCGCCCUUGUCGAUGAUAAAAAGGACCACGCCUCCGCCGUGCACAUCUUCUCCAAGAUCCGUGACACAUUACGCGACGCCAGCGUCUACCUCAACCUCGGCCACGUCUACGCCGAGCUCCGCCAAUACACCCGAUCGAUCGAGCACUACGAAGCCGCACUAUCCAAAGACCGCGCCCGCGACGCACAAAUCCUCGCCUGCCUCGGCCGCGUCUGGCUUGCCAAGGGCAAGCAAGAGAUGAACCUGCAGGCUAUGAAAACCGCCCUUGACUACGCGCAGCGCGCCCACUCCGUCGCUCCGGGCCAAGUCCACCUCGAAUUCAACGUCGCCUUCGUCCAGAACCAAAUCGCCUCCCUCACCUACGGCCUCCCGGAAACGCAAAAGACGGUCCAAGACGUCCAAGAUGCCGCUGAAGGCCUCCAACAAGCCGUGGAGACCUUCAACCGCGUAGCUCAAGCCAAGAACCCACCGUACCCAUCCAGCGCCUUGGAACAGCGCGCCAACAUGGGUCGCACCAUCUUGAAGCAACUCGAGCGCGCGCUCCAAAGUCAAAAGGAAUACGAAGAGAAGAACGCCGCCAAGCUCCAACAAGCGCGCGAGGCGCGUGAAGCCGAAAAGCGCCAGCGCGAAGAAGAAGUGCGCAAGGCUCAGGAAGCAGAGCGCGAGCGCAAACAGCGCGUAGCGGAGGAGCGGCAGCGCAUGAUCGAGGAUGCGCAGCGAUUGGCGGAGCAGCGCGCGGAAGAAGAGCGCGAUUCUCCUUCCAGGGAGAGGAGCUCGGAACCGGACUCCGAUGGCGAAGCGGCGGCGGCGCCGAAGAAGCGCCGGCGUCUGGAACGUCGGUCUGGUAGUAAGGCGCAGCAGAGCAAGUACAAGAGUAGUGAGAUGGUGGUGGAUUCGGAUGACGAGGACGAGGCGGGUGGUGAUGAUGAUCAUGCGAUGCGUGAUACUGGGGCGAAUGAUGACGAGGAUGAAGAAGAGCAGGAUGUGGUGCAGCGUCGUCGGGCCAAGGUCAGUCGACGUGUGGCUGACGAUGAUGAGGAUGAGGACGAAGAUGAGGAUAAUGGGGCGGCGGUGGCUGGAGGAGGGGGCGAAGGGGCCACGACUGGGGGCGAAGGGGGCGAAGACGAUGAUGAUGGCUUGUUCAAUGACGAUGGCGGUGAUGAUGAUAUGGAUCUGAAGGAGGAUGAGUGA
Molecule: messenger RNA, 5114 nt
Organism: Aspergillus piperis CBS 112811
Lineage: Eukaryota; Fungi; Ascomycota; Eurotiomycetes; Eurotiales; Aspergillaceae
Product: putative RNA polymerase II transcription elongation factor (Ctr9)
Exons: 7
Coding region: 369-5114 (1581 amino acids)
Biological process (GO): regulation of DNA-templated transcription
Cellular component (GO): Cdc73/Paf1 complex
Molecular function (GO): acyltransferase activity; RNA polymerase II complex binding
Source: RefSeq, a predicted model, not a curated record